AGUAGUCUACAUAUCCGGUUUGUCACUUCCGGAGAUUUUUGACACGCAGAAAUUGUUUACAUUUUGACAUUUCUUGUGUUUCUACUUAUAAUUUGAAAUGGACUUACGAAUAUACAUGUGCUGAAGAUGUGGUCCAUAUUUUCUCGUGACCCAGCAAAAGAUUUUGCAUAUGUUAUCGGUGAGAAAGUCGCUGGCUUAGAGGAUAAGUCAGUUUGGUCUCUUCACCAAGGAAAGAAAAAGACAGGUGGUGACAAUGUGUCUGUGUUUGUAUUUGACGUCAAAUCAAGCAGUGAAUCACAGACAGCUCUAGCAAGAUCUUCAUUCAAAAGAAUUAAGACAUUGAGACACCCAAACAUUCUCACUUUCUUAGAUGGAAUUGAGACAGAUAAAGUGAUUUAUAUAGCAACUGAGCCUGUCACUCCACUGUCUACAUACAUAGAGAACAAUGAUGCUGAACAGAGGAAAAAUCAACUUUCUAUAUCAUGGGGGCUUCAUAAAGUUACUAAAGGAUUGUCUUUUUUGGUGAAUGACUGUAACUUGAUACACAACAAUGUGUGUAUGUCAUCAAUAUUUGUGGAUCAAGCUGGUGAAUGGAAGCUUGCAGGUGUUGACUAUAUGUAUCCAGCUACAGGUACCGAGAGUGUCCCACCUGUCAAAAUACUACCUUUCCUUGAGAGAUAUGACCCUCCGGAAAAGUCAGAUCUAAAGAGGGGAAUUAAAGGAGAAAAAUGGUCAUCAGAUAUGUGGGGUCUAGGUUGUUUGAUAUGGGAAGUCUUCAAUGGACCUUUACCAAGAACAUCUGCACUGAAAGCUUUUGGAAAGAUUCCCAAGAAUCUGGUGCCAAAUUACUGUGAACUAGUUAGUGCUAAUCCAUCUUCUCGCCCGAAUCCUGCCAAGUUUAUCUCUGAUUGUUGUAGAAAAGGAGGAUUCAUGAACAACCCAUUUGUGAAAACCAUGCUCUUUCUUGAAGAAAUCCAGAUAAAAGAACCAUCAGAAAAAUCAAGCUUUUUUGCAAAGCUUACAGAAGCUAUAGAUUCAUUCCCUACCCAGUUGAGUAGACACAAAGUUUUGCCUCAGUUAUUACAUGCCUAUGAAUUUGGUAACUGUGGAUCUAUGGUUCUAGCACCACUGUUUAAGGUAGGAAGAUUACUUGACCAUGAGGAGUACCAGGCUAAGAUUGUACCUUGUGUUGUAAAACUGUUUUCAUCUACUGAUAGAAAUACAAGGGUGAAACUCCUGCAGCAAAUUGAAAUGUUUGUGGAACAUUUACAUGCAGGGACUGUGAAUGAUAAGAUAUUUCCGAGUAUCGUAACAGGUUUUAUGGAUACAAACCCAGUAGUCAGGGAGAGUACAAUAAAGGCUAUGUUACACUUAGCACCAAAAUUAAACUACAAAAAUUUGAAUGAAGAAUUGAUGAAACAUUUUGCCAGAUUACAGGCCAAAGAUGAUCAGGGUGGUAUCAGAACAAAUACAACAGUAUGUCUUGGUAAAAUUGGUUCCUAUCUGAACCCUCAGUUAAGACAGCGUGUUUUAUGUUCAGCAUUUCUACGUGCUGUUAAAGAUCCGUUCCCGCCGGCUCGUCAAGCUGGUAUUAUAGGUAUGGGUGUGACCCAACAUUUAUUCACUAUGGCAGAUAUAGCACAGAAAAUGAUGCCCUCACUCUGUAUGAUGACCAUGGACCCAGAGAAACUUGUUAGAGAUCAGGCUUUCAAAACUAUAAAAAGUUUUCUAGAGAGAUUAGAGAAACUAUCAGAAAAUCCAGAUAUGUUACAAGAGCUAG
This is a messenger RNA of Ruditapes philippinarum (Manila clam), 1780 nucleotides long. Its product is annotated as N-terminal kinase-like protein. The record is from RefSeq and is a predicted model, not a curated record. NCBI's taxonomy places the organism in Eukaryota, Metazoa, Mollusca, Bivalvia, Venerida, Veneridae. Gene Ontology annotation, biological process: protein phosphorylation. Gene Ontology annotation, molecular function: ATP binding; protein kinase activity.